Molecule: messenger RNA, 588 nt
Organism: Apodemus sylvaticus (European woodmouse)
Lineage: Eukaryota; Metazoa; Chordata; Mammalia; Rodentia; Muridae
Gene: Tm4sf5
Product: transmembrane 4 L six family member 5
Exons: 5
Coding region: 1-588 (195 amino acids)
Cellular component (GO): membrane
Source: RefSeq, a predicted model, not a curated record
AUGUGUACUGGAAAGUGUGCUCGCUGCCUGGGGCUCUCCCUCAUCCCUCUCUCCCUGGUCUGCAUCGUGGCCAACGCCCUCCUGCUGGUACCUGAUGGGAAGACCACCUGGACGGAUGGCAACCUCAGCUUGCAAGUUUGGCUCAUGGGUGGCUUCAUUGGAGGGGGCCUGAUGGUGCUGUGUCCUGGAAUUUCAGCCGUCCGGGCAGGGGGAAAGGGUUGCUGCGGUGCGGGUUGCUGUGGCAACCGCUGCAGGAUGCUGCGCUCUGUCUUCUCCUCCGCCUUUGGGGUGCUUGGUGCCAUCUACUGCCUGUCAGUGGCCGGAGCUGCGCUCCGAAUCGGACCCAAAUGUUUAAUAGACGAAAAGUGGGACUACCACUUCCAAGAAACCCAAGGCGCUUACUUGCGAAAUGACACUCUUUGGAAUUUAUGUGAGGCACCACCUCACGUGGUACCCUGGAAUGUGACACUGUUCUCAAUUCUGGUGGUCGCCUCAAGUCUGGAAACAGUGCUGUGUGGAAUACAGCUGGUGAAUGCGACCUUUGGCGUGCUGUGUGGCGAUUGCCGGAAAAAGGGUGAAGUUCACUGA